UUUGUUUUUAUACAAGAGAAGUGUUUGUGUGAAGGUUGUCGUUUAUAUUGAGCUUUCAGGAUGUCUGGUCGUGGAAAUAAGGUUCAGAAAGCUGCAGCUGGAAAGGGCUCUAAAUCAUCCAAGGCUGGCCUGCAGUUCCCAGUUGGUCGUGUCCACAGACUCUUGAAGAAAGGAAACUAUGCGGAGAGGAUUGGUGCGGCAGCUGCUGUUUACCUGGCAGCCUCUCUGGAGUACCUGUGUGCGGAGGUCUUGGAGCUGUCAGGAAACGCGGCCAGAGACAACAAGAAAUCAAGGAUCUUACCCAGACACAUCCAACUGGCAGUUAGAAAUGAUGAUGAACUCUCCAAACUGUUUGAUGGCAUCACAAUUGCUGAUGGUGGUGUCUUGCCUAACAUCCAUGCUGUGCUUCUACCAAAGAAAACUAGUAGAGGUCCAGGAUCACAAGAACAAAAAUCUGUUGAAUCUCAAGAAUUCUAAGUUGUGUAUCUUGAUUCUAUUCACUCAAACACCUAGCACUUUAACUUCCUUCUAAU
Messenger RNA from Pelobates fuscus (common spadefoot toad), 533 nucleotides. RefSeq names its product histone H2A-like. The coding region runs from base 61 to 477 and encodes 138 amino acids. NCBI's taxonomy places the organism in Eukaryota, Metazoa, Chordata, Amphibia, Anura, Pelobatidae. The transcript is spliced from 2 exons. Gene Ontology annotation, molecular function: protein heterodimerization activity; DNA binding; structural constituent of chromatin. Gene Ontology annotation, cellular component: nucleosome; chromatin. The record is from RefSeq and is a predicted model, not a curated record. Gene Ontology annotation, biological process: heterochromatin formation.